Ostreococcus tauri is the source of this 564-nucleotide messenger RNA. The record is from the annotation of a RefSeq genome assembly. Lineage: Eukaryota; Viridiplantae; Chlorophyta; Mamiellophyceae; Mamiellales; Bathycoccaceae.
AUGCACUCUAUGUAUUUUUAUCAUCAACUGAUUACAAGAGAUUUCAUUUUAAAAACUCCAGUCAAAACAAUUUAUGAUUGCCCAAAAAUCACAAAGGGGACGGUCAGCUUAUCUCACAAAUUUAUUAGUGCAGAGAAACUUGUUGUCUUACCUUAUUUUGUAGCACUUCUUCUUUGGACUGGACAACGCCCAACACUUAUUCGAGCAAAAAAAUCUGUUGCAACAUUUGGUCUGAAAAAAAGUGCUCCAUUUGGUUGUUUCGUGACUUUACGAAAAGAUUCGUUGGCACACUUUGUGGACAAACUUUGUCUUGCUGUCUUCCCAAGACUGCAACAAAAUACGCCAGAGAGUUUCCUCUCGUUCAACAAAAAUACAGUUAAUUUUGGACUAGAUGCAUUUUUGAAAUGUACCGAAAUUCAACCAAAUACAGAUAUGUUUGACUUUUUAGAGGGGUGUUCGUGUAGUUUUGUCACAUCGGCAUCGACGGUGCAUCACACGCAAUUGUAUUGCAGUGGAUUGCAUUUUCCAGUCUUAAAAAAAAAGAAAAUUAAUGGCAAACUUUGA